AUGACAUACGUCGCCGUCGAGGCAAUCCUUAUAUCCAUUCUCCUCUUCAUCCCCAACAUCGUCUCCGACGAUACCGUUCCAAUACCUGCCGUCAAGACAGAAUUAAACGGUUGGUUCCAAAGCAAUGUCAAGCCAUCGCCCACCUUAGACCCCGCCCUAGCCACGGCGGAGGCCGGUGCCAAAGUCAUUAAGGUGAAUGCCGAUGGCAGUGGUGAUUUCAAGACUCUGGCCGACGCGGUCAAGAGUGUUCCCGAUGGGAAUACUAAUAGGGUUAUAGUGUCAAUUGGGCCCGGAAAAUAUACUGAGAAGAUCAAGAUUGAGAGGACUAAGCCUUUUAUCACGUUUUACGGUGACGCGGCUAACAUGCCGACGUUGGCUUUCGGCGGUACAUCGGCGGAGUUCGGAACAGUGGAUAGUGCAACUUUGAUAGUUGAAUCUGAUUACUUCAGUGCUGUUAAUAUAAUAAUUGCGAAUACUUCGCCGAGGCCGGACGGCAAAAGGGCGGGAGCCCAGGCACUGGCAUUGAGAAUCGGAGGCGACAAGGCGUCCUUCUAUAACUGCAAAUUGAAUGGAUUUCAAGACACCCUCUGUGAUGAUAAGGGAUUACAUUUCUUCAAAGAUUGCUACAUUGAAGGCACUGUUGAUUUCAUCUUCGGCAAUGGCAAAUCUAUCUAUGUGAAUACUGAGCUCCAUGUAAUCCCCGGAGACCCAGUGGCAGUGAUCACAGCACAAGCAAGGCAAAGUGAAGCAAUGGACACUGGGUACUCCUUUGUCCAUUGCACGGUGACUGGUACAGGAGGCAACGCACUCUUAGGCAGAUCUUGGAUGCCUUUUGCUAAGGUGGUUUUUGCUUACACAGAUAUGAGCGAUGCCGUCGACCCUAAAGGCUGGUCCGAUAACGUGCAUCCUGAGACUGACAAGACCGUUUUCUUUGGAGAAUACAACUGCAAGGGAGCACGAGCAGACUUCGCUGCCCGGGUUCCGUUCGCUAAGAAGCUCACUGAUGCAGAAGCUCAGCCCUUCAUCAGCCUUGCCUUUAUCGAGGGUUCUAAGUGGCUGCUUCCUCCUGCCAAGGUUUAA
Ilex paraguariensis (yerba mate) is the source of this 1080-nucleotide messenger RNA. NCBI's taxonomy places the organism in Eukaryota, Viridiplantae, Streptophyta, Magnoliopsida, Aquifoliales, Aquifoliaceae. The record is from the annotation of a GenBank genome assembly.